AUGGAUGACAUUGAAGAUAAGGCGUCGUUGGAGGGGUCAUCCGACCAGGAAUCCGAUGUUCAGAAGAGAAAACGCGCGAAUUCUCCAGAGCCGGAUCUCCCAGGCGAAGAUGUCGAGGAGGAAACCAAAAAUAAGAAGCAGGUAAAACUCUCAAAAUCCCUGCUUGCAAAGGAGAAUUACCUGGACACAAUGGCUGAAGAAUCAGACGAUUCCGCGGACGACAACGAGGAGAGUGAAGAGUCGGAGGACGACGAACUCGACGGUGGCAUGUCAUCUGAGAUCCCAGAGGAAAUGAGAGACUUUAUCAUCGAUGAAGUUGAGGAAGAGGAAGAAGUCAACCCUCCAGAUGACGCCUCCGACGUUGAAUACGAGCCAAACAAACUGGAUGAAGAGGAUCUCGAACUCAUUGCUGAAAAUACCGGUGCCAACUGGAAGAAGGAUGAAGAUGACGACGAUUAUACCAGCAAGAACUUGCGCCGUUUGAAAAAGGGAGCUAGGCAAGGAAAAGUUCACUCUGACUAUGAUGACUCGUGGUUUGAGGAAGAUGAAACAGCAAGCAGAGCCUUUGAACUCAGCGAUGUUUGGGCCACUGUAGCGGAGUGUUUUGGCGAAGUUGAUUUGGUCGUUCAGAUCCUCAAGAACGAGCGUGUUGUGCAAGCUGCAGAAGAAGCUGUGGAAUCUGACUAUGAAAUUGAGCAGGAGGAACAGCAACAGCAACCCAAACCAGAGGAGCCAACUCUUGAGAAUUAUGCAGAUCCAGAUGAACUUGCCAGGGAGUAUUUGACCAAGGAGGAUGAUGAGAUUCGUGCUGUAGAUCAACCUGAACGUUUGUUUAUAAGGUACAAGGAUAGACCAAGGUCUACAGACCAUCGAGAAAUACAGAAUGAGGCAACUUGGAUGACAAAGCGUCUUUUAUCCGAAUUUAGCGCAGAUUUAUCCAAGGAUCGCAUCAAGAAAGCAUAUGAAAGCGUUUUCAAAGACACAUUUCCUACUCAGGAGCAGCCACCCUUUCAGGAUACCAAGGAAAAAUGCGAAAUGGUACUCAACUGGUUGCUCAAUGAAAGAUGGGAAGUUCCAUUCAUACUUUAUCACAAACGUCAUCUAGUCUGUCCACCCCUCACUGAUGCAAUCGUCUGGAGAAUCUACCAGUUGGAUUCAGAGUGGGUUAGACUAAGCAGCUUAUCUUCAGAGAUACAAAAGAAUAUUGAGCUUAUUGGACACGAGAAAUUACCUAGUGAUGUACUAUACUACUCGAUAAACUUUGAUACUAUUGAGGAUUUGAUUGACGUCUCGAACCACCUACUAUUUCAUUUCCAUACACAACUUAAUCCACCAAAAGUUGCAACCGUGGAACCUGUACAAAAGGAGCAAGAAGUUGAAGAAGAUGAUUUCGAGCCCACUUUUGAGGUUGAGGACGAUAUUUUUGGAGAUUUUGAAGUUCUUGAGGAACCAACACAUGGUUCUAGCCCCAAAUAUACACCUAUAAACUCCCCUCUUUCUCCAGAUGCCGUUUCAGAAGUACAAGCAGCUUUACAAGACUUUCCCAUUCAUAGAGCUAGCCCAGAUUCCCCGUCAAGUGAACCAGUGUCAGGUUUGGACGCACAAGAUGAGCAAGAACAACUGGAUGCUGCAACCCCAAUGGAUAUAGAAAAUGAGGAGCCUAUGGAGGUAGACGAACCUGCCCCCGCUCAUGAUUCACCUGUAAAACAUUCUCAAGAGGAUCUUGGACUAGGUGAAAUGGAUGACGCAGAACUUCAAGAUAUGGAAUAUGACGAUGAUCCAUUAUAUAAUGCUGAUGCAGUACAAUCAGAAUCCCAAGGAAAUGUAGUUGCAAGUCAGUUUACAAUCCAAAAAACUACAGGGUUCAGACGCAGAGAUACGGCAAUACAUCUAAUUGGAUCUUGUGAACAGUAUGGAUUGCAUGAAAUAUGGAAUGAUUAUAUUGCUAGUGCCGAUCAGUUAUAUGCGGUACUUGAAAAAUCUCUAGUCCAUGGAUCAUCCGAUCUUAGGAUAAAGAUGUCAGAUGUAAGGGAAACUUGGAACUUGUUAGGUGCCACCGGAAGUUUGGAAACUCAAGUGGCAAUAGAGGGAAACGAAGAACAGCAGAUUGAAGAUAUAUGUUCACAAUACUGCACAGGUCCAUAUACAACAGGAAAACGUGUAUAUAAGGCAUUGGUAGAUUACCAUGCAAAAAAAUUGGCAAAUCACAUAUCCAUAAGACGUCUACUCCGUGAUUAUUAUCGCAAUUAUUGCAGUAUUACCUGUACCACCACACCCAAGGGAGAGGCUGAUGUAGAUGUUGCUGAAUCAUCUUGGUUUUGCAAACGUCUUUAUCGCUUCCCAUUCAGGAAAUUAAACAUGCAUUCACAAAUGCACUAUGACUACCCUAGAAAUUUUAAAGAGAGAAGGGAUCGUCUGAGAUUCUUGGAGGACAAGAGGGAAGACUCAAAACUAGUUGAGCUUUAUUUGCAUCUUUUGAAUCUGGAAAAUGAUGGUAUGAUAAAAAUCACUAUUCACCCAUUAAACGCAGCUGAAACUGCGCCUUGGAAGGAUGAUGCAUUCCACCAAAGAUUUGGUGAAUGGUACGAACGUUAUAAACAAUUGACUUACGCAGCCAAGCAACUCGUUAAUGAUACAUAUAGAGAACAAUUGGAGCACCAAAAAUCCAUCCUUGAAAGAGAAGAACUUAUGCUCACUGAAGCUGAGGAUAAGGAUAGACACUGGAGAAGAAACUUGUUGGAUCAGCUUGCCUUUGCUUAUUGCCCAAACAACAUUUCUAGCCACAGUAUAUGGAAAUAUGUACAUCGUGCAAUUCUUGACCGUUUAGUAAAUGUAGAGCUCAUACCAAAGUUUAGAAAAGAGAUUCGCGAACUAUUGCUCAAGAAAGCACAGGCGUCUGUAAUACUACACUCCCAGCGUAUGUUACAAUACAAGUUGGAUGUUGCGCCGAAUUUUAAUGAUACUGUAUUGGCAUUGGUAAACGAUUCUGCCAGCGAUGGAUUACGGGUGCACGCCUGUCUAGUGAACAACUUUGGCGAAUCAAAGGCUAGCAUCGUUCUAGAUAGUCUUUUGUCGCUUGCCAUCAACACAAAAUUGUCUGGUUACACAAGCUUGCCAAAUUUCCAGCAAGUUAUGUCUGAUGUAGACAUUUUAACUUCUACCAUAAAGGCACACAGACCAUCUGUUAUUCUGGUUGGGUUAACAAACAUUUAUUCUCUUGACCUUUACUCUAGAGUUGAAAAAUACCUACUUCCAAAGCUUGACACGGAUAUAUCACUUAAAAGAGCAUCUUGUGAAGUCCCUAGACUCGUUUCUACAAGCACAAGAGGUGGUGAUAAGGAGGAUCAAAUGGCAUUAUCUCUUGCUCGUUGGUAUAUUGAUCCACUCGCUGAAACUUUGAAUCUGUGGAAAGUAUACGAUGAAAAUGUUCUACUUAGACUAAAGUUGCACCCAUUGCAAUACAUGAUCCCGCAGGAGAGAUUUCAGUCAGCUCUGGAAUCUACUAUUGUUUCUGUUGUUUGUGACGCGGGUGUUGAUAUCAAUAGGGUGAAAAAAUGUCCUCAUACUGAAUCGCAAUUACAAUUUAUAGCUGGCUUGGGACCGCGCAAAAGCUUAGAGCUCACAAGAAUGCUAAAGUUUUCAACAAUUUCUAAUCGAAGUCAAAUAAAGUUGAGCCAUUUACAAGGAAAGGAUGAUAUUAUCGGUAGUGUGGUAUUCCUAAAUUGUGCCUCCUUUAUCAAAAUUAGCCAAUCAGAAGCUACAGAUUCCCUUGACACCACUCGUAUCCAUCCUAUAGAAUGUGGUUUCAUUGCAGAGAAAUUAUGUAAUGGAUCUCUGGAUGAUGAACUGAGCGGUGAGGAGGCCGUGCAGGAGAUUUUGGCUAAUCCAACAAAACUUGAUGAGCUUGACUUGGAAGCAUAUUCACUUUUGUUGUUCGAGCGACAAGAUAUGCCUAGAAUGCUUCCUUAUCUUUUAUUUAUCAAGGAUGAACUCCAAAGCCCAUUUUAUGAUUUUAGAUUACCAUUUACGCAGCCUUCAAGUUCUGAAACAUUUUAUGAGGUUCUUCAACUUGAUAGAGCUGCCUUGAGGUCAGGAUCGCAUGUGCUGUGUCGUUUUGACGACUUGUUUGAUAAAUUUGCAAAAGCAACGGUUCUUCCAUAUCAGCUUCGCGCUCACAUUUCGGAUUAUUAUCAAUUCAAAACUGAUGUACACAGGUCUUCUAGGGAAUAUAAUAGAAACAUCAAUCUUAAAGGCGAAACGUUUAGCGCACGUGUUGUAAAACUUGACUAUGAUCCUAUUAUAGAGAAUGGAAGAAGUACAUAUAGAAUUGAGAUUAGUCUCACAGCGUACCAGAGAAAGUAUAUUCUAACAAGAUUCCUGGCUGAUUUGGAGGAUGAGCACAUUGAUGAAUAUUUAUCACCCCUAGUAAAGUUCGAUGUAAACUAUUCUAAAAAACCGCUCUUUACCGAAUUUGCCGAAAAGAAAAAGAUUCAGUAUAGACGUGCAAUAAGACAUCCUUGUUAUCGCAUGUGGCCUCUUCACAAGACAGUUUCAUUUCUCAAACAAGCUGAGAUUCCUGUUGGUGAAUGUUGCAUAUGUCCAAUGAGCGAAUGGGAUCGCCUAAAUUUGGUCAUAAAGACAUGUGUAGACCCCUUUAACUUUGCAACAUUUGUGAUUCAUGAGAAAAACCAAAGGAUACCAGGGGAGCUUGGAAAGGAACUCUACAUACAAAAGGAGAAAUUCAAUAACCUCGACCAAAUUAUAGCGCAAUUUUGCGAAACCCUCAAGUUAAACCUUGAGGAAUUUUAUACACAUCCAAAAUAUAGGCAAACCUCAGACUAUAGCAAGGUGGAGCGCGACCUCAUACAGGAGAGCGCAUUGAAGCCAGAUAGUAUCACAUGGGCUAUUAUACCACCAAACCCCAAGAGAAAGACAUCAUCUGAUGGUGUUAACAACCCUCUGCGUUUUACCCUCAUGGUUAUUCCUCCAGGGUUUUCAAUGAUUUCGCAAGAUUUCAGGAGCCUUCAGGACCCAAUCUACGUUGAUCACAAAUGUUUUAGAUUGUGGACUCACUCUGAGAAGUCUCUUCGUGAUUUGAUUGCAUGGUGGAAGGAGUAUGGGUACUGGCAUAGGAACUCUGAGCGCCAAAAGUAUAUUGACGAAAAGCGUAGAUUAAUGGAUCAAUAUGCCAGACAACAACACCACUACAACGACUCGCACAUGCAAUUUUAA
This is a messenger RNA of Theileria equi strain WA, 5232 nucleotides long. RefSeq lists its product as hypothetical. Bases 1 to 5232 code for a protein of 1743 amino acids. The record is from RefSeq and is a predicted model, not a curated record. The transcript has a single exon. Gene Ontology annotation, cellular component: transcription elongation factor complex. Gene Ontology annotation, biological process: positive regulation of transcription elongation by RNA polymerase II; mRNA transcription by RNA polymerase II; nucleosome organization. Gene Ontology annotation, molecular function: nucleosome binding; histone binding. NCBI's taxonomy places the organism in Eukaryota, Apicomplexa, Aconoidasida, Piroplasmida, Theileriidae.